This is a messenger RNA of Closterium sp. NIES-65, 678 nucleotides long. NCBI's taxonomy places the organism in Eukaryota, Viridiplantae, Streptophyta, Zygnematophyceae, Desmidiales, Closteriaceae. The record is from the annotation of a GenBank genome assembly.
AUGCACCUGGGCGACGACGGCUACCGCGAUCUGUUCAAGGGCGUGGACCCGCGCGACGGCGCCACCCCGUGGCUCCUCAAGCGCUGCCGCUUCCGCGAAUUCGAAGAGUUCCAAGCAGAGGUGGCGGAGAUGGGCAACAAGAACCACCCCAACCUGCUGCGCCUGCUGGGGUACUGCGAUGAGCAAGACAGGCAGGGGCGGUGGGUGCAGGUGGUGGUGUAUGAAUUCAUGACAGCUGGCAGCCUGCUCGACAAGUUUGGACCAGAUGGUGAGGCAGGGCUCACCUCUCAUGAUGCAAGUGCUUGCGUGCCCAUGUCGUCGCCAACAGUGCACACCACAUUCUCCAAGACAACACCACGCCAGGCGAAGAUUGCAGGGUUUGAAUACGUCUCGCGCAGGGCGGCAGCAAGUGGAGAGGACGUGGUGGUGGGCGAGCUCGAGUACGUGGACCCGCACCUGCUCACUGAGCAGCCCACACCCACCAAUGACCUCCACAGUCUGGGGGUGGUGCUGCUGGAGCUGCUGUCAGGCCACCGUGCUUUCACGCAAGAGGAGAACGUGGAACCGAUCAGAGACAGUGUGAGUGCGAGCCAGUGGAGCAUUGGGGGGUGGGCGAGUGUUGUGUUCCGAGGCGUGCCAGCUUUGCUGUACCGCCCGCCAUCACUGGCUGUGUUUUAA